Molecule: messenger RNA, 1029 nt
Organism: Pestalotiopsis fici W106-1
Lineage: Eukaryota; Fungi; Ascomycota; Sordariomycetes; Amphisphaeriales; Sporocadaceae
Exons: 2
Coding region: 1-1029 (342 amino acids)
Biological process (GO): carboxylic acid metabolic process
Molecular function (GO): catalytic activity
Source: RefSeq, a predicted model, not a curated record
AUGUCUUCCUCAGCGACACCAGGCGAACAUCAUGCCGGCACACACGCCGUGAUCCCCAACCAGAAGAAUGAAGCCAUUCUCAUCGGAAUGCGAGAUGGCGUAACGGGUCAAUUUCGUGUUGUACCCCGAGAGCAGGCUGUUGUCUCUGUCUUUGACUCAAACUUCCUCAUUGGUGAUGGCAUUUGGGAAGGUAUUCGCGCCAAGCGAGGCAAGGUCCAAUUUGCCAGCGCGCAUCUCAACCGUCUCUUCCAGGCUGCAAAGGCCAUGCACAUGGAUCUAGGACUCUCAAAGUCACAGCUGUUGGGCCUGAUUCACGACACACUUGACGCGAAUGCCAUGGGCGACGAAGAGCACGUGCACAUGCGGCUCGUCGUGUCGCGCGGGCUCAAGUCAACGCCGUACCAAAGCCCAUCAGUAAAUAUUGGGCUGCCGCUCAUUGUCAUCAUCCCCGAGGUCAAGGCCACGGACCCGGCCACCCACUCGCGGGGCUUGCGGUUAGGCACGACUUGGGUGCGCCGCGGGUCGCCCGACGUCAAGGACGAGCAGUGGAACCACAUCUCAAAGGCGACCGACGUGCAAGCUUGCGUACAUGCUGGCGUUAUGGGAGUGGACGAGGCGCUAAUGCUGGACCAGCGCGGCUUCGUCAAGACGUGCAAUUCUGUCAAUUUCUUCAUCGUGCGCGGGUCCGAAGUCUGGACUGCCACCAAGGACAAUCAGAUGCAGGGUGUGACGCGGCAAAAGACCAUUGACGUUUGUCGCGCUCACGGCAUCGUCGUGCGAGAGCUCGACUUUGCCCUGACCGAGGUCUAUGGCGCCGACGAGGCCUUCUGCACUGGCACCUUUCCUUCGCAGAUCCACGUUGUACAAAUUGACGGUCGCGUCAUUGGCGACGGGCAACGGGGUCCAGUAACAGAAAAGAUUGCUCAGUUGUAUGCGGAGAUGGUCAAGGCGGAUGUGGGCAGAUCGAGGGAGGAGAUUGUGGCAGAAGUGGAAGCGCCGCGAGACUUGAGCUUUCUCAAUGGCAUUUGA